Messenger RNA from Penicillium bovifimosum, 1824 nucleotides. RefSeq names its product SUMO ligase MMS21. Gene Ontology annotation, cellular component: nucleus; Smc5-Smc6 complex. The transcript is spliced from 3 exons. Gene Ontology annotation, biological process: protein ubiquitination; double-strand break repair via homologous recombination; protein sumoylation. The record is from RefSeq and is a predicted model, not a curated record. Bases 1 to 1824 code for a protein of 607 amino acids. Gene Ontology annotation, molecular function: ubiquitin-protein transferase activity; SUMO ligase activity; zinc ion binding. Lineage: Eukaryota; Fungi; Ascomycota; Eurotiomycetes; Eurotiales; Aspergillaceae.
AUGAUGAAGCGAGGCCUCCAGGUUACCCGGGAACCACGAGGGAAAUUCGAACCGCUGUCUGCUGUCAGACGCGAUCUACACUCUGAGGAACUGUUCUGCUUGACCUGCCAACCCAUCACAUUCACUUAUGCCCCCCAGACGCAGUCUGGAGAUUCCAAGGCACUUCGCCCCCCUCCUGCCACAUCAUUUUCAUGCUCCCCAGACUGGGGAUCCCAAGGCGCUUUACCCCCUUCCUGCCAGUCCUAUGAUGAAUCGAGACCUCCAGCCCCCCCCGCAGAACCGAAACCGUUGCCGCCAUAUGAAGCCCCCGAGGCCCCCCUCACAGCCGAGGACCAGCAACGAAUCACCAAUCUUCUCUCAUCAACUUACUUCCGAAAACUCCGCACCCACCUCCAACAUGCCACAGAAAAGCUCACACACGCAGGUGGUGAUGUGAACGAGCGCCUUAGCGACGCGCGUCUUCGCUACGAGAAAGUCAAGGAGAAACGCCGAAAAGAAGGCGACGAGGACGACGUCGCGGAUGACCCGACCAGUGAGGAAUACCAGCGCCUUGCCGCCUCCGAGGCUCAAGUCGAAGCUAUCACUGCGCGACUGGAAGAGAAGACCCGGUAUAUUAUCGAUUCUGAGACGAAGCUUCAAGGCCUGGCGGACUCAAUGACUCAAAUCGAGAAAGAGCAGGCCGAGGCUCUCCGUGCUGCCCUGGGGGCGAGACAGACCCGUCAACAGCGGGCAAUCAUGAGGGCCAAUGCUGAUGAGGACGAAGAUUCCAACGAUGAGGAACAAGAAGAUCCCGCGGAGAGAGAGGCGAGAGAGCGGAAUGCGCGGAACCCGCCUAGUCGCAAGCUGGAAACGAAGCUGGCUGAGGAAACUCAGAAGUGGAACGCGCUUUCAUUGAAUGAGAGAUAUGCCGGCAACAACUCGUACAUCGGCUUCUACCGAAUGGUUCACGACUCCAAAUUCCCUGGCGACGAUGUGCCGCCUCUCCCUCACUCUUCUACAUGGUUUGAGCACCUCGAAGACGCGAAUACAUCCGCCCACACACGCAAACAAAGCCAUCGCCACUCGACCGCUGAGUCCGAUGAUGACAUUGCCAUUGAGCGCGAGCGCAUAUCUCUCAAAUGCCCACUGACUCUUUCACUCUACGUUGAUCCUGUGAGGAGCACGAAAUGUCCGCACAGCUUCGAGCGCGAAGCUAUUAUGGAUAUGAUCAACCGCAGCCGGACGACUAUUGCGCCCCCAGCAGCUCGUCAGGGACAGCACCGUAUUCGUAUGGUCAAAUGUCCUGUUUGCUCCAGUCCGUUGACUGCGGAUGAUCUGCGGCCCGACCCUGUUUUGCUACGACGUGUUCGCCGAGCCCAGGAGCUUCAGGAGCGCGAGGAGGAUGAUGAUCACCUUGAAGGGGAUAGGAGGCAUAAGGAUCGCAGUACCGGAAUUACCUUGGGUAGCGAUGCGGAUAGCGAUGACGAUGCUAUGGAUGUCGAUGCCAACCCGGCCUCACAGCGCAUCAAACCGGAGCCACUGAGCCAGGCUGCUCGGGCUGGCCAAGCUGAUGAGUCUGAGGAGGAUGCGGAGAGCGAUGACAAUGAACAAGGGAACAGCAAUCCGGAGGCAGAUGCUGCCGAGGAGCAAUAUGACGAAGAACAGAACGAGCAGUCAUUGAAUGAUGAGCCAAUGGAAGAUGCGGGGAAUGACGAUGGGGAAAAUGGCGGCGUGAACACUCAGAGUGUCGAAGGGCGUAGUUGUGUGCAGAAUGAGGGUAGCAGCGGGGGAGCAACGGACAGUGAUAGUGAAGUUGAAGCCAAGUAUGAGGGUGAAUCCGAUUGA